CAACUCGACUCCAGAGGUGGAAAUUCUGGUUUUCCAGAGCUCUCAGUGCCGGCUCUGGCGCUAUGGGUACCUGGCGGGCCGCACACUCCCGGCCCAGCCGGGCUGACCUUCCAUCCCCUGUCCCCUGCCUCUGGGGCCUAGGAAGCCCCUUCUUCUUUCCCUUGGAUGCACCCCUACCCAAGACUCUGGACACCGGGGGUUCUGCACUGUGGCUGGCUCGAGGAGCCAUCUGGUGACAGCCUCUGGCUGAGCAUGGCCCUCCUAGCCCCGGGCCCGGACCCCUGGAGCCUCCCGGGCCUUUUCCUCUUCUGGCUGUUUCUGCUGCCAUGGCUGCUGACCGCGGGGGCCGCUGGGCAGGGGCCCCUACCCAGGGUCAUAUACCACGCAGGGGACGGACGCAGGGUUCUCAGCCUCUUCCACCAGAAGGGCCUCCAGGAUUUCGACACUCUGCUUUUGAGUGGUGAUGGAGGCACUCUCUACGUGGGGGCUCGGGAGGCCAUUCUGGCCUUGAACAUCCAGGAUCCAGGGAUGCCAAAGCUGAAGAACAUGAUACCCUGGCCGGCCAGUGACCAAAAAAAGAGAGAAUGUGCCUUUAAGAAGAAGAGUAAUGAGACACAGUGCUUCAACUUUAUCCGUGUCCUGGUCUCUCUCAACGCCACCCACCUAUAUACAUGUGGCACCUUCGCCUUCAGCCCCGCUUGUACCUUCAUCGAACUCCAAGACUCCUACCUGAUGCCCAUCUCCCAGGACAAAGUUGUGGAGGGGAAAGGCCAAAGCCCCUUCGACCCCGCCCAUAAGCACACAGCUGUCUUGGCAGAUGGGAUGCUCUAUUCUGGCACCAUGAACAACUUCUUGGGCAGCGAGCCCAUCCUGAUCCGCACGCUGGGACCCCAGCCUGUCCUCAAGACCGACAAUUUCCUCCGCUGGCUGCAGCCGGACGCCUCCUUCGUGGCAGCCAUCCCCUCGACCCACUUCGUCUACUUCUUCUUCGAGGAGACGGCCAGCGAGUUCGAGUUCUUCGAGAAGCUCCACACGUCCCGCGUGGCCAGAGUCUGCAAGAACGACGUGGGCGGAGACAAGCUGCUGCAGAAGAAGUGGACCACCUUCCUGAAGGCGCAGCUGCUCUGCGCGCAGCCGGGGCAGCUGCCUUUCAACGUCGUCCGCCACGCGGUGCUGCUGCCCGCCACUGCCUCCGCAGACGCCCGCGUCUACGCCACCUUCAGCUCCCAGUGGCAGAUCGGUGGGACCAGGAGCUCUGCUGUCUGUGCCUUCUCUCUCAAGGACUUCAGACGUGUCUUUGAGGGGAAGUACAAGGAGCUGAACAAAGAGACUUCACGCUGGACUACUUACGGGGUUCCCGAGAUCAGUCCCCGGCCAGGCAGCUGCUCCGUGGGCCCCUCCUCUGAUAAAGCCUUGACCUUCAUGAAGGACCAUUUCCUGAUGGACGAGCAGGUGGUGGGGACCCCCGUGCUGGUGAAGUCUGGCGUGGAGUACACGAGACUCGCGGUGGAGACAGUCCAGGGCGUCGACGGGCACAGCCAUCUGGUCAUGUACCUGGGCACCACCACGGGGUCCCUCCACAAGGCUGUGGGGAGUGGGAACAACAGUGUCCAUCUGGUGGAGGAGAUCCAGCUGUUCCCUGAACCUGAACCUGUCCGCAACCUGCUGCUGGCCCCCGCACAGGGUGCGGUGUUUGCGGGCUCCUCAAGGGGCAUCUGGCGGGUCCCACGAGCCAACUGUAGCGUCUAUGAGAGCUGUGUGGACUGUGUCCUUGCCCGGGACCCCCACUGUGCCUGGGAUCCAGAGUCCCGGACCUGCCGCCUCCUGCCCACCCCCAUCCCGAAGUCCUGGAGGCAGGACAUGGAGCAAGGGAACCCACGGUUCGCCUGUGCCACUGGCCCCGUGGGCAGAAGCCGCCAGCCUCAGAGCCGCCCCGAAAUCAUUAAAGAAGUCCUGUCUGUCCCCAACUCCAUCGUGGAGCUCCCCUGCCCCCGCCUGUCAGCCCUGGCGUCUUACCGCUGGAGUCACGGCAAAGCGGCGGUCCCAGAGGCCUCUGCGGCGGUCUACAACGGCUCCCUGCUGCUGCUGCUGCAGGACGGGGCGGGGGGCCUGUACCAGUGCUGGGCCACCGAGAACGACUUUUCCUACCCUGUGGUCUCCUACUGGGUGCACAGCCAGGAUCAGCCCCUGGCCCUGGACCCCGAACUGGCGGGCAUCCCCCGGGAACGUGUGGAGGCCCCGCUGACCAGGGUCGGGGGCGGGGCCGCCCUGGCCGCCCAGCGGUCCUACUGGCCUCACUUCCUCACGGUCACUGUGCUCCUGGCCCUCGUGCUUUCUGGAGCCCUCCUCCUUCUCCUUGCCUCCCCGCUGGGGGCGCUCCGAGCCCGGGGCAAGGUGCGGGGCUGUGAGACCCUGCCUCCCGGGGAGAAGGCCCCCCUGAGCAGAAAGCAGCACCUCCAACCUCCCAAGGACCACACGACCUCGGCCGGCGAGGCGGACGCGGACAACCACCAUCUGGGCUCUGAGGUGGCUUAAACUCUGGGCGCAGACCGGGGCUGUAGGGCGGGCAGGGCGCCUGGCCAUGCCGGCUGUGGGGACCUGGGACUUGGUGGGGGAGUACCACGCAAGACCACCUUUUCCUGCCACUGUGUGCCACCAGGAGCCCUCAGCGGGGCUGGACACAGCGGCCUGACCCCCUGUGGGCCUUCCUUCCACCACGCACACAGGCUCUCCAGCUUGGCUGUUCCAGAACCCUCUGGCGGGGGGGGGGGGGGGGGGGGCGGGGCGGGUUCCAGGACCCUGUGGUAAUAAACACCAACAUACAAACGGGACAGCACGCCAGUACCCCUGGCGACCCCACUCUGGUCGCAGCCGCCAUCUCACCUCAGACGCCAGCGCCCCCCUCCCGGGGAUCUGCAGGGAGAUGCGCCCUCCCCCUCCCUUGUCAACCAUGCACCGCUGACUCCCAGGAAGUCUUUCUGGAAGUCUGACCACCCUCCUUCUUGCUUCGGUUGGGGAGAUUGUGAUCCCUGCUGGCCUGGCUGGAGUAACAGGGGUCGUCUGAGCCUUGUUCACUCCUUUGCUGUGGCUGACCCCUUGAUCUUUGUCCUCUCCCCUCCUUUAUUUUGGGAUUCAGAAAACUGCUUGUCACAGACAGUUUAUUUUUUAUUAAAAAGACAAAGCUU
Leopardus geoffroyi (Geoffroy's cat) is the source of this 3185-nucleotide messenger RNA. RefSeq names its product semaphorin 4A (gene SEMA4A). Lineage: Eukaryota; Metazoa; Chordata; Mammalia; Carnivora; Felidae. Gene Ontology annotation, molecular function: chemorepellent activity; semaphorin receptor binding. The transcript is spliced from 15 exons. The record is from RefSeq and is a predicted model, not a curated record. Gene Ontology annotation, biological process: axon guidance; neural crest cell migration; negative regulation of axon extension involved in axon guidance. Bases 166 to 2535 code for a protein of 789 amino acids.